AUGGAUCUCCUUCUCUUUCGGCGCAAAAUAAAGCAGCAUGCGAGUAGUAAUGCGGCAAGUGCGAGUACCGCCAGUGGCACACCCACACCAAGUCCGAUCUUUUCGCGUCUUGUCAAACCAGCGUCGCUAGAAGCGGGUGCCACAGGAUCUGUCGUUGGGUUCAAAGUUGCAGAUGAACUUGCAGCGGAGGAUGCAGAUGUUGAGAUGGUAGUUUCCGAAGAUGAUGAUAAUGAUGACGAUGAUGAUGACGACGAUGGUGAUGACGACGAUGAUGAUGAAGUCGCGGGUGUGGUCGAAAGUUCGGAAGAAGAUCCAGAGGAAGAUACCACGCUGGUGAUUUCGCUCGAGGCACUGCUCGAAAAUGCCGCAGGCGUGGAAAUCGUGCUCAAACUUUCGGAUGCUGAUAUCGCAGAGGAUGGCACUGCGCUAGUCGAUAGUGACUCAAAUAUCGAUGAGUCCACAUUUGAAGCAGUCUCUGAGGGAAAUGCCGUUGGUGAUGCGGUGACGUCGGUGGGCAAUGCUUCGCUUGCAGGUGGUGCUGCCGUCGCUGGUCCGAACUCUUGUAUGAAGUAG
This is a messenger RNA of Alternaria ethzedia, 573 nucleotides long. RefSeq lists its product as uncharacterized. The coding region runs from base 1 to 573 and encodes 190 amino acids. The record is from RefSeq and is a predicted model, not a curated record. Lineage: Eukaryota; Fungi; Ascomycota; Dothideomycetes; Pleosporales; Pleosporaceae. The transcript has a single exon.